Molecule: messenger RNA, 815 nt
Organism: Haliotis rubra (blacklip abalone)
Lineage: Eukaryota; Metazoa; Mollusca; Gastropoda; Lepetellida; Haliotidae
Exons: 4
Coding region: 120-584 (154 amino acids)
Molecular function (GO): protein binding
Source: RefSeq, a predicted model, not a curated record
UUUAUCGCCCUUUUACAAAUCCAGAUGAACUCACGUAUACGUUUUAAACAACUGUACAACAUUUGGGGUAGCAAGUUUUAGCGCGACGUUUCCACGGACGGUCUUGUCUCUGGUUUUCCAUGCAUCGAUUUGUGAUAAUUUCCGCAGCGUUCGCUGCUCUGCUGGGAGUAGUGACGUCAAGCGACAAGGACGGAUGUGACGUCGACAUUAAAUAUGACCCCUACCACCCGUGCCCCCGGAGCUACUUCCCCGUAUGUGGGUCAGACUCACGGACCUACUCGAAUGACUGUGUGUUCUGUCAGGCCAAACGAACCCAGAUGAACAGAGGUUUACCGGGUAUGACGCUCUUCCAUACAGGUAACUGUGACAGCACGGAUCGGCCAACAACACGACGCCCAACGACAACACGACGCCCUACGACAACACGACUCCCCACCCCGUCCGCAUCCUCUAGAGACUACCUCUCUAGGUUCCAGGCCCUGCUGCGCUACUUCGAGUCCAUGAGGAACCCCUGGCUGAAGCGGAAAGGGCGCUCGGUCGACAGAUCGGCGGGGGAUCGGCAGCGACCGGCACUGUAUCACUAGCGACACCCACAGGAGGAGAACAAGAUUUUGGAGCCAAAUCAGAGCACAAGUACAGGAAGUCUCACCGCGAGUUGUUUGAAAACAGCCAUUGUACCUUGCCAUAAUUCAUUUCAAUCUAAAAGUACAAUAUUUCUGGAAUACCCAGCUUGAUCGACAAGCACAUUCAACGGCGCUGAAAUAUAUGCGUUUGCAAAGUAACUUUCAGCCCUUUCAAUAAAGUUUUGGAUUACA